AUGUCCGCGAGCGGUAGCACCAGCAAAGACGCAAGCCCUUAUGUUUGCCUCUCGGCCCAUUGUGAUUUGCUGCAUUUCAUCGGCCCGGUGCCUCACCCUUACGGCGGGCCAAACCCGCAGACAAUUGCACAACGUGCCUCGCAAUACGUGCGUUUUUCGUGUGAAUCCUGUGAGAAGGCACCGACCGUGACAGUGAAAUGCGAGCACCCGCUGUUCCCGCCCAUUCCGGUUACGAGGACAACCGACGGGGUGCCAUCUUUCCCGCUAACUGGCAUUGAACUGGCGCGUUGGGCGUACCGGGAGAACUUUGAGUCUGUCGCGUCGCAACCGCAACUGAAUCCGCACGAGAAGAAAGUUGACGUGCCUCAUCCGCCCCUGCAAGGCGACUCCGCCAGAGUGACUCAUGAAUCCGCGUUUCCAGAACUAGCAUCAACAGCACCGCUGGAAGAACCCGAAUCGACCAUGGCGUCGGGGCGUUCUUCCUGUAUUGUGAAUUUUCACGCUCUGCGCCGCAUAUUCCUGCAGACAUUAUUCAUUUUGAAUCUCCCUCAUAGAAGUCCUGCGGUCUCAUUCAGAUUGUCCCUGCAUGAUCCCAGGCCUUUUGGUGUCACAAGUUUUUUUCUCCUCCCUCGGUGCGCGGAAAAGAUGGCGGCGUUGGCACAUCCCGCGAAAGUAACUCUUACCGUUGCAAGGACUACUGGCGGUGAUACACUUCAGUGCUCCUGUGACUGCCUCCAUAAGAAGGACGAAGAAGAGGAUAGGAUCAUUUCUUCGCAACUACUAUGGGAAUUAAAAGAGGGGGAUGAAAGAGAACAGUACGCCAAAGAUCCUGUUGAGUUGGAUUCGUUUCUUACGGGGACAAUGAUUCCAGUGCUCUUUGCCCUUCCUGAGGGUCUCGCUCAGCUCAUUGAAAAUAAGGGCGUUCAGACUUCACGGGCAAUUGGUUGGUCUCAGAGACGCUCAUUCCACCUCUUGGCGCUGAUUGCACACUGUGUGUGGUGCGAAAAGGUGGCUUGGUGUAUCAUGAGCCGUUUCAGUGUUUCAAUGGGUUUGUGUAGACGCCAGAAGGCGCGCCUGAAGUUACGGAACAGUGCCUCCUUGGAAUCUACUGACAAGUGGGAAUCGACACUGUUUUUUUACCCCACAGCGUUUAAUGAUGAUCGUCACCAAACAACGAGGGGACGUUUGGAGGCUAUUGACGUCACAGCCACUUCGUGUGCAGCAUUGAUUCAGGUGACAGUUUGGGGAUGCGAUGAGGAGAUGGAAUGGGAGUGGAAUGGCGAGACCCCUCACGCGUCCUCUGCGGGUCUGUGCGAUUUCACGGAGCUGCUUGAGAAGAAGAGAUACUGA
Trypanosoma cruzi is the source of this 1350-nucleotide messenger RNA. RefSeq lists its product as uncharacterized. The coding region runs from base 1 to 1350 and encodes 449 amino acids. Lineage: Eukaryota; Euglenozoa; Kinetoplastea; Trypanosomatida; Trypanosomatidae. The transcript has a single exon. The record is from RefSeq and is a predicted model, not a curated record.